Messenger RNA from Pyricularia oryzae 70-15, 1456 nucleotides. Its product is annotated as 2,2-dialkylglycine decarboxylase. The coding region runs from base 1 to 1356 and encodes 451 amino acids. The record is from RefSeq and is a predicted model, not a curated record. Gene Ontology annotation, molecular function: pyridoxal phosphate binding; transaminase activity. Gene Ontology annotation, cellular component: mitochondrion. The transcript has a single exon. NCBI's taxonomy places the organism in Eukaryota, Fungi, Ascomycota, Sordariomycetes, Magnaporthales, Pyriculariaceae.
AUGACUGAGCCGCCUCACCCCUACAAUGCUUUAGAUGCUGCCAAGCUCCAGGAGGCAGCUGAUAGCUCUCUGCUUUCUUACGGCCCAUCUUUCCACAAUGAGAUAAUAGCCCGAGCUGAGGGUGUCUUUAUUUACACGGUCGCCGGCCGUCGCAUUCUGGACUGGACCUCGGGUCAAAUGUCGUGCCUGAUCGGGCACGGCAACCCAGAAGUGGUCAGCGUCAUUCACCAACAUGCCACUAGUCUCGACCACCUCUUCAGCGGCAUGCUCUCGCCACCCGUCAUCAACCUCGCCGCCGAGCUGAAGAAGCUGCUGCCGCCGGGGCUGGAGCGCAGCAUGUUCCUGUCGACGGGCGGAGAGAGCAACGAGGCCGCCAUCAGGAUGGCCAAGUGCGUCACGGGCAGGUGGGAGAUCGUCGGGCUCAGCGCGAGCUGGCACGGCAUGACGGGCGGCGCCGCCGGCGCGCAGUACCACUCGGGCCGACGGGGAAUCGGGCCCAUGAUCCCUGGCAACCUCAUGCUCCCCGCCCCCAACACCUACCGCUCCAUCUUCCGCCACGCCGACGGCACCUACGACUGGGAGACGGAGCUCGACCACGGCUGGGCCAUGGUGGACGCCGCGUCCUCGGGGUCCCUGGCCGCCGUCAUCCUCGAGCCCAUCCUCUCCAGCGCCGGCAUGCACGCCCUGCCCGACGGCUACCUCGCCGCCAUGAAGGCGCACUGCGAGCGCCGCGGCAUGCUGCUCAUCCUGGACGAGGCGCAGACCGCCAUCGGCCGCGCGGGCGACAUGUUUGCCUUUCAGCACCCGAGCAACGGCGGCGUGGUCCCCGACGUGCUGACGCUGAGCAAGACGCUGGGCAACGGGCUGCCGCUCAGCGCCGUCGUGACCAGCGAUGCCAUCGCCGCGCGCGCCAGGGGCGAGGGCUUCCUGUUCUUCACCACGCACGUCAACGACCCGCUGCCCGCUGCCGUCGGGCUCAAGGUCCUGCAGAUCGUGCAGCGGGACGGCCUGGUGCAGCGGUCGCGGCGGCUGGGCGAGAGGCUGCACGCCGGGCUCCGGAGGCUGCAGGAGCGGUACGCGUGUAUCGGCGACGUCCGCGGUAGGGGGCUCAUGGCGGGCGUGGAGAUCGUCUCGGACCGCGAGACCAAGGCGCCCGGCAUGGAACUGGCAGACAGGCUGGGCAAGAGGAUGAUGGAGCUGGGGGUUUCUGCCAACUUGGCUACUCUGGCGUCUUUUGGGGGCGCUUUUCGCAUCGCGCCGCCCAUUACCAUAUCCGAGGAGGAGCUGGAUCUAGGCUUGGGCUUUAUGGAGGAGACGUUGAGGUCUACGGAGGGGUCGAUGCCGACCGGUAGGUGAUCAAGGGGGAGAGUAGGAGCUGUGGAUAUAUGUGUUGGGAGAUGAGGGGGGAGUAUGCUAGUUUGUUGUGUCAGAGUAAUGAAUCACGAAAUGUAAACCA